Molecule: messenger RNA, 2378 nt
Organism: Megalops cyprinoides (Indo-Pacific tarpon)
Lineage: Eukaryota; Metazoa; Chordata; Actinopteri; Elopiformes; Megalopidae
Product: 2-oxoisovalerate dehydrogenase subunit alpha, mitochondrial-like
Exons: 8
Coding region: 27-1367 (446 amino acids)
Biological process (GO): branched-chain amino acid catabolic process
Molecular function (GO): oxidoreductase activity, acting on the aldehyde or oxo group of donors, disulfide as acceptor
Source: RefSeq, a predicted model, not a curated record
UGAAACGGACAGACCUGAAAGUCAAGAUGGCGGCUAUUGGAGGUUUGCGGAGACUGUGCAAAAUCAGUUUCAAUGCAGUCUGCCAAAACAACCGACUGAAAGCUUCAGGACUCUGUCAGUAUAGAGCCUUCCGCGUUAAUGGCAUUCUGCACCAGCAGCCGUUUGACUCCCCGACAGAGAAGCCGCAGUUUCCUGGCGCCUCGGCGGACUUUGUGGAUCACCUGGAGUUCAUCCAGCCCAACGUGAUCUCGGGCAUCCCUGUUUACAGGGUGAUGGACAGGCAGGGUCAGAUCAUCAACCCGUCGGAAGACCCUCAGAUCCCAAAAGAAGAGGUGCUGAAUUUCUACCAGAAGAUGACUCUUCUGAACACAAUGGACCGCAUCCUGUAUGAGUCCCAGCGGCAGGGCCGCAUUUCCUUCUAUAUGACAAACUACGGAGAGGAAGGCACACACAUUGGCAGUGCUGCCGCUCUUGAUCCUAAUGACUUAGUCUUUGGACAGUACAGAGAAGCGGGUGUGUUGAUGUAUCGCGGCUUUCCGUUGGACCUGUUUAUGGCACAAUGCUAUGCAAACGCCGAUGACCUUGGCAAGGGCCGGCAGAUGCCUGUCCAUUAUGGCAGCAGGGACCUCAAUUUUAUCACCAUCUCCUCUCCUCUGGCCACGCAGAUUCCACAGGCGGCGGGGGCAGCCUACGCGAUGAAGAGAGAGAACACCAACCGCGUGGUGAUCUGUUACUUCGGGGAGGGGGCAGCCAGCGAGGGCGACGCCCACGCCGGGUUCAACUUUGCCGCCACGCUGGAGUGCCCCAUCAUCUUCUUCUGCCGCAACAACGGCUACGCCAUCUCCACCCCCACCAAUGAGCAGUACCGCGGCGAUGGCAUCGCGGCUCGGGGCCCGGGUUACGGCAUGCUGUCGAUCCGCGUGGACGGCAACGACGUGUUUGCCGUGUACAACGCCACAAAGGAGGCCCGCCGCAGAGCCGUCGCUGAGAACCAGCCCUUCCUCAUCGAGGCUAUGACGUACAGAAUCGGGCACCACAGCACCAGCGACGACAGCUCGGCCUACCGCUCGGUGGACGAGGUGAACUACUGGGACAAGCAGGACCACCCCAUCUCGCGGCUGCGGCACUACAUGACGGCACGCGGCUGGUGGGGCGAGGACGAGGAGCGGGCCUGGAGGAAGCAGUCGCGCAAGCUGGUCAUGGAGGCCUUUGAGAGGGCUGAGCGGCGCCUGAAGCCGCGGCCCGAGCUGCUCUUCUCGGACGUGUACCAGGAGAUGCCCACCAGCCUGGAGAAGCAGAAGGAGUCACUGUGGAGGCACCUGCAGCAGUACAAGGAGCACUAUCCCCUCGACCUGUACGACAAGUAACCACUCACUUGGGUAUAGUGGGAGAGGGGGGGCAUAAAAACAGAAGGGGGAGUGGGUGUCUAGGAUUGUUACAGUUUGAAGCACUAAGCACAGUUUCAAGGCUAAAUUUCUGUGCAUAGAAGUAUAUUGAAUUCACAUGUAUAUCGAUUUCUAUGGCUUUACAUGCAAAAGUGAGGGGAGAUUUGAGGAAUUAUUCAGCACUUUUUUAGCAUAUAAAGUCAGGGGAAAAGUUCUCAUCCUUGGUAAAUAACUGACACAAGAAGACUCCAUUCUCCAACGUUGGACUUUGAACAGAGGGAAUACCUGACUACUGACAGCCUGCUCCUUCCUAGGUGGAUUUCAGCACAGUAUGGUAGUUCUCUGUCAAUAUGUCAAGUUUGUGCAGUUAACUUGUGGCUAAUUUCGGGCCUACCGUUACCACAAAGCCUUUUGUAGCAAACACACACCAUCCAAUUUAAAAUCAAUGUUUCCUAUGGCUGAGGCUCUGCUGAGCAAAAUUUGAGCUUUUCAGUCAGUGCUAAUCAAUACUUGUUUAACUGUGGUGGUUUAUUGAUAUGCAGUUACUGUAACUCGGUGAUUUGAUGGACAUAGCUCUGUAGAACCAUGAAUGAAAACCUUAGACAAGUGGACCUAUUAUUUGUUGUCCAUACAUUCCUGAUAAGAUCACAGAGUAUGUUUGAUUUAAUCGGGUGCCUACAGUUGAUGAAAAACAUCAAACCCCAAGUCCAGUAUAUAACAGUAUAAUAUAUGCUUAAUUGGUUAAAACUUUGUAUUUUGGACCGAUGUCAACUGAAAUGUGUGUGGGAGUUGAGAACAGAUGGGGUGUGUUUUGUGUUUUUUUUUCCUAAUAUAGAUUGGGCCAGGGUGUUUAUUCUGCAAAGGAUUUCUCAACUGUUAAUUUACUGAACUGCCUGCAGCAAUAAUUGCAUCUAAAACUAUGUGUGUUGUGCAUACUGUUUGUAGGUGUGACUAGUUUAACCAUGGAGGGGAAAAGCAUCAUGUAUAUAAUGA